AUGGCCUCUGGAAUCGUUACUGGAGGCAGUAGUUCGCCAGAGUCAACAGAAAUGGGAAGAGGUGCCAGUCCUGAGCUUGCUGACGAGCUUUCAGAAUUAGUUCCCGUUCUUGAGGCUACACAUAUUGCGCCACAUAAGAAGAGUUCAUUGGUAGGAUCUUCCUCUCCAUUUGAUCCUAAGAAAGGUAAAGUGACCGUGCAACGCCCUGGAGACCAAAAAGCUUAUCAGUGUGGCCCGAGUAGCAAGAAAAAUAAAAAAACAGAUUCUGACGCUCUAAAAGAAAUUAUCCGUUGUCGGGACGAGGGCACUUCUAGAAUAGAUCUCUCCAAAGGGCAGCUCCUCUCUCUUCCAUCUACGAUACGAGAUGUUGCAAACAACCUCAAAGAAUUGUACUUAUACUGCAAUAAACUAGUUAGGUUGCCAAAAGAAAUUGGAUGUCUCUCACUCUUGGAAAUAUUAAUGGUGCAGGAAAACUCAUUAACACGUCUUCCUGAGUCUCUGGCGAAUUGUGUUAAUUUAACCAUGUUGGAUGUGCGCCAUAACAAGCUCUGUGAAAUCCCUCCAGUUAUUUACAAAUUAGUUAACCUUACUCAUCUACUCCUGCGCUUCAAUAGGAUUCGUGUAGUAGAUGAAGAAAUCAGCAAUCUGACGGUAUGA
This is a messenger RNA of Protopolystoma xenopodis, 657 nucleotides long. The record is from the annotation of a GenBank genome assembly. Lineage: Eukaryota; Metazoa; Platyhelminthes; Monogenea; Polystomatidea; Polystomatidae.